This is a messenger RNA of Echinops telfairi (small Madagascar hedgehog), 2445 nucleotides long. It is a transcript of the gene BTBD10, whose product is annotated as BTB domain containing 10. Gene Ontology annotation, molecular function: protein binding. The transcript is spliced from 8 exons. Gene Ontology annotation, cellular component: cytoplasm. Lineage: Eukaryota; Metazoa; Chordata; Mammalia; Afrosoricida; Tenrecidae. The record is from RefSeq and is a predicted model, not a curated record. Bases 191 to 1642 code for a protein of 483 amino acids. Gene Ontology annotation, biological process: positive regulation of phosphorylation.
UAGAGAGGGGGUUGUAUCUUUGAAUAUAUAAAGCCUAAAUAACCGCAAAGAGCAUUAUUAUACAGUUAAGGGAGGAAAGCUUAAAGGAAGUCUCUGGGCAGGUGAGGUAGAGGAGACUGGGACAUUUUAUGACUGUUCAGAUGACUCUGGAAGAUGAUGGAAAUAUCAGAUGUGCUAAAGUUUCCUAGUAAUGCCCAAGGAUGCUGACCUGGCUUUCAGUGCCGCAUUGUUUGAAAAAGCAGAGUCCCUUUCUACUCUGAUUUCAAAAUUUUUUUCUUGUUUUUGUUUUCCUACCUUGGCAAAUACUAAAGGAAGUACUCCCUCACGUGUUACUAAAGGAGCAGUCAACCACACGAAAAUGAGUCUACAUGGUGCUAGUGGAGGACAUGAGAGAUCAAGAGAUAGACGAAGGUCAAGUGACAGAUCACGAGAUUCAUCGCAUGAAAGGACAGAGUCUCAGCUCACUCCUUGUAUUAGAAAUGUCACUUCUCCAACACGACAACACCAUGCUGAACGAGAAAAAGAUCACAGUUCCUCUCGUCCAAGCAGCCCUCGUCCUCAGAAAGCAUCCCCAAAUGGUUCCAGUAGCAGUGCUGGGAACAGCAGCAGAAACAGUAGUCAGUCCAGUUCAGAUGGUAGCUGUAAGACGUCCGGGGAGAUGGUAUUUGUCUAUGAAAAUGCAAAAGAAGGAGCUCGGAACAUAAGAACAUCAGAACGAGUGACACUAAUAGUGGAUAAUACUAGAUUUGUUGUAGACCCAUCCAUUUUUACUGCACAGCCAAAUACAAUGUUGGGCAGGAUGUUUGGUUCGGGCAGAGAACAUAACUUCACACGUCCUAAUGAGAAAGGAGAAUAUGAAGUAGCAGAGGGAAUUGGCUCUACUGUUUUUCGAGCUAUUUUGGAUUACUAUAAGACGGGAAUAAUCCGUUGUCCUGAUGGCAUAUCUAUCCCUGAACUGAGAGAAGCAUGUGACUAUCUUUGUAUCUCUUUUGAAUAUAGUACUAUUAAAUGUAGAGAUCUCAGUGCCCUAAUGCAUGAAUUAUCAAAUGAUGGUGCUCGUAGACAAUUUGAGUUUUAUCUGGAAGAAAUGAUCCUUCCUCUCAUGGUGGCUAGUGCCCAGAGUGGGGAACGAGAAUGCCACAUCGUGGUGCUUACAGACGACGAUGUCGUUGAUUGGGAUGAAGAGUAUCCACCACAAAUGGGAGAAGAGUAUUCACAAAUUAUUUAUAGCACAAAAUUGUAUAGAUUUUUCAAGUACAUUGAAAACAGAGAUGUGGCCAAAUCGGUUUUGAAGGAGAGAGGUCUGAAGAAGAUUAGAUUGGGAAUAGAAGGUUAUCCCACCUACAAAGAAAAAGUAAAGAAAAGGCCUGGGGGCCGCCCGGAGGUGAUUUACAACUAUGUCCAAAGACCCUUCAUCCGAAUGUCCUGGGAAAAAGAGGAAGGGAAAAGUCGGCAUGUAGACUUUCAAUGUGUAAAGAGUAAAUCUAUUACCAACCUUGCAGCAGCUGCCGCAGACAUUCCCCAGGACCAGCUGGUCGUUAUGCAUCCAACUCCCCAAGUGGAUGAGCUGGAUAUUCUCCCCAUCCAUCCUCCUCCCAGCAACAAUGACCUCGAUCCUGAUGGGCAGAACCCGAUGCUGUGAUGCUGGAUGUCCCUUGAAACCAUAGCAUGCUACUCUGCACAGUGCCGUUGUGCUCUCCUCCCUGCGCUGCAAGGCCGCUCUCUUCAUUGUGAAUGCACACAGCAGUGUUUAGGAAAUUGCAGGGUAGGCUUGUUUAAAGACCAAAGGUAGCUGAACGGUUUUGUUUUUUUAAGCGAGUACAACUCUAGCAUCCUGAGGUUCCAGUUAUAUAAAUGUAUUUGUUUACCAGUAGGUUUGUGAAAUUGGUUCUUUGUAUGGGGACAGUCCUUUUUCACACAUCUAGAUCUUUUCAGAAGUGGUGGAAAUUGGCAGCUGGGGGUACCUUCAGUCAAGAUAGUACUGGUUUACACCCCAGAUAAAAUGCAGAAUAUUAUAUAGUUGCACUUUAUAAGUGGUGGUUGAAUGGAACUAUUCAAGCCACCUUUAUAGUUGUGAUGCACAAUAGAACUUAAACAAGUGCUUCUAUCAAACCAUCCUUCCAGUCAGGUGUCUAGUUUAUUGCCCACCGAGGAGCACAAAAGGAGUAUUUGCCUCUGGGUGUGUUUGAAUGCUUAGGAUGAGAUUCCAGUUCAGAUCUCCCCAGGCCGUUGUCACCCUUGAGCGUGAGUUACAUGCAGGGAGAAUGAACAUCCGAGGUGGUGUUUUGUUCCAGUCUGCCUUACCCUUAAUCUGUUCACAGAUAUUUAUUUACUAAUGCAUUUUUUUCUUAAAGAGUUAUGGGAUAGGAAAAUGAAGUGUUUGCUCUUCAUUUACUAAAUGAUUGUAAACAAAUUUUUCAUCAAAAUAAAAUUCCAUUGUUUUAA